CACUGACUCCUCAGUUUGUUUAUAAAGCAAAGUCCGAAGGCUUUGCUUAGAUAAAUGAAUAGAACGGCCAUGGCGGUGCUUGGGAUAGAGACGCUUUUCCUGGUCUGCAGUUUCACAUUUCUAGUAUUUCUCUUUAGCAGGAGACAGAGGCAUGCAAGGCUCCCCCCGGGGCCGACACCUCUCCCCCUCCUAGGAAAUGUCUUGCAGUUGGACUUUUCAAAACAAGUGAAAGAAUUUGUUAAGCUUGGUUCCCAGUAUGGCCCUGUGUCAAUGGUGUAUCUUGGGCCAUAUCCUGUACUGGUGCUCAAUGGUUAUGAUGUCGUGAAAGAAGCUUUUGUGGACAAUGGAGAAGUGUUCAGCAAUCGAGGAAAAAAUGCCUUUAUAGAAAUGAUUUUUAAAGGACGUGGUGUGGCAUUUAGCAAUGGAGAACGAUGGAGGCAGAUGAGGCGUUUUUCUCUAAGCACUCUAAGAGAUUUCGGAAUGGGAAAAAGGAGGGUUGAAGAAAGAGUACAGGAGGAGGCCUGCGCUCUGGUGGAGGAAUUUAAGAAGACGAAAGGAACCCCAUUCAACUCCACGUAUUUGAUGACAUUGGCUGUUUCCAAUGUAAUUUGCUCCGUAGUUUUUGGAGAGCGUUUUGACUACCAAAAUGAGACAUUCCUCUCAGUUUUGGCCUUGUUAAAAGACACCUUUAAAAUUAUUACUUCACCAUGGACGCAGCUUUUCAGCUUUGCCCCUGGACUUCUGAAGCAUCUUCCUGGCCCACACAAAAAAGCUGCAGAGAAUUUAGAUAGACUUAAAACAUUUGUGACUGAAUUUGUUGCAAGUCAUGAAGAGACUUUGGAGGAGAAUUUCCCAAGGGAUUAUAUUGAUUGUUUUCUCAUAAAAAUGAGACAGGAAAAGGACAAUGUUAAUACAGAAUUUGACUAUGAAAAUUUGUUUGUCACCCUGAUGAACCUCUUCUUUGCAGGAACAGAGACCACCAGCAUAACACUACAAUAUGGAAUGCUCAUCCUGCUAAAAUACCCCGACAUUCAAAAGAAGAUUCAUGAAGAGAUUGACAGUGUGAUAGGGUUUAACCGGUGUCCAUCAAUGGAGGAUCGUCCCAAAAUGCCAUAUACAGAUGCAACAAUUCAUGAGAUACAGAGGUUUGCGGAUAUUGUGCCAAUGGGGGUUCCCCGUUCAACAAACAAAGAUACAACACUCAGAGGAUACGAUAUCCCUAAGGGUACAACAGUAUUCCCAAUGUUGACAUGUAUCCUAAAAGAUCCCAGAUACUUUAAGGAUCCAGAAAGCUUUAACCCAUGUCAUUUUCUAGAUGAAAAGGGCUGCCUGAAGAAAACCGAUGCUUUCAUACCAUUUUCUAUUGGUAAACGUGUCUGCCUUGGCGAAGGCCUCGCGCGCAUGGAAAUAUUUCUGUUCCUAACAUCUAUAUUACAAAGGUUUGAACUUAAAUGCCACAUGGACCCUAAGGAUAUUGACAUCUCACCAGUACCUUCCAAAAGUGCUUAUAUGCCACGACCCUAUGAGCUCUAUAUUACCCCACGCUAGCUAAGACCUAAAUUUUGUACUACAUUAAUAUACACAACAAAUCUUAUAAGAUACACUUUAUUUUAUGUGCCUUGUCUCAAAGAGCAUCAGGGGAGACAGCAGGGAACACCUUAAUACCCAUUCUGCUUGCAUGCCCACUGUGACACUGCUAGUGUUAUUUUAUUUUUUUUAAGGCACAAAAAUAUAUUUUUUUUGGAAAUGGUUUACAUUGGGGUUAAAUACUUUGCCAUUAGCCCACUGAGGUAUAAAGUUUUGUGGGCAUUUGCUUGCUUUGCCUAGACAGGUGUAUAAAUCUUGAAUCCAAAUAUGACUAUUAAGUCCUAAAAGUAGAUAAAGAAAACCUAGUCAAACAAAUGAAACAAAAAUUAUUAUAUUUGGUGAUUAUUGAAAAAAAAUUAUCCUGUGGCAAAAGAAAGGGUUCAAAAACUUUCAAGAACCACUGUAUAUCAUUUACAUUUUAUUUGUUUGCAUAAUUUUGUUGUAUUCUUUAAAUAUAUUUUAGAAUAAAUCACUGCAUACACUGGAAAUUUUAAUAGAAUGUUUAUAAUUAUCUCAGUUAUUUGAACAUUACUACAGAGGGAUAUAUAUAUCACAUCUGAACAUUAACCUAAACUGACUGGAGCUUUAGUACUUCAUAAAAAAGUGUACCUAGUAGAUUGGAGAGCUGAAAUAUGUACUAAACCAUAGUAGAUUUUGAUGCUUUACAUGGCAAAUGUGUAAUACGAAUGACUACUGCAUAACAAUCCAACUUUAAAGUUUCUUUAACAAAUAA
This is a messenger RNA of Xenopus tropicalis (tropical clawed frog), 2320 nucleotides long. RefSeq names its product cytochrome P450 family 2 subfamily A member 6 gene 3 (gene cyp2a6.3). The record is from RefSeq and is a predicted model, not a curated record. Bases 55 to 1548 code for a protein of 497 amino acids. Lineage: Eukaryota; Metazoa; Chordata; Amphibia; Anura; Pipidae. The transcript has 9 exons. Gene Ontology annotation, molecular function: heme binding; oxidoreductase activity, acting on paired donors, with incorporation or reduction of molecular oxygen; iron ion binding. Gene Ontology annotation, cellular component: endoplasmic reticulum membrane.